AUGUCAGCAUCAUCCUUUGGACAUUUAAGAGAAGAGGAUCCUCCUCCUUCCACCAUCUUUGCUGCUUCCACAGUAUCUCCCAUAGCUCUGAUACCAAAUCUAGAAAUUGAAUAUGGUUUUAACGAACACAAGAUUGUAAGACCAAUCGAUGACGUCCAACCGACAAAAACGGUAAGGAUCCACAACAAGAUCCGAGCCGAGGUCGGGGUGGCUCCAUUGGUGUGGAACAAAACCGUAGCGGCCUAUGCACAGAACUUCGCAAACAGACAAGCCAAAGCUGGAGUCUGCGAUUACAGCUCCAUGAGACAUUCAGGUGGACCUUACGGGGAAAAUAUAGCCGCGGGAUGGGUCCAACCUGAGGACCAAAUGAGCGGUCCAAUCGCGGCAAAGUAUUGGUAUACGGAGAAGCCAAACUACGAUUAUGCCACCAACAAGUGCAAAGGUGAUUGCGGACACUACACUCAGAUGGUGGCCAAUCAAUCGUUCAGUAUCGGUUGUGGCUCGUUCAGGUGUCAUGAUAAUGAGUUAAUUUAUAUUGUAUGUGACUAUUAUCCUAUGCAAGUGGGUGAUGCGAAUACGCGUCCCUAUUGA
This is a messenger RNA of Camelina sativa (false flax), 591 nucleotides long. Lineage: Eukaryota; Viridiplantae; Streptophyta; Magnoliopsida; Brassicales; Brassicaceae. The record is from RefSeq and is a predicted model, not a curated record.